Volvox carteri f. nagariensis is the source of this 1263-nucleotide messenger RNA. RefSeq lists its product as uncharacterized. The transcript is spliced from 6 exons. The record is from RefSeq and is a predicted model, not a curated record. The coding region runs from base 1 to 1263 and encodes 420 amino acids. NCBI's taxonomy places the organism in Eukaryota, Viridiplantae, Chlorophyta, Chlorophyceae, Chlamydomonadales, Volvocaceae.
AUGUUUACUUCCCAGGAGCAAGCACGUUUUUGUGCACGCUGGGUGCGUGAGAUGAUCGAGUUUUUGGGUUUGUCAUGUCAUCCCACCAAGUGCCAGUGGGAGCCGUCGCAGUCAGUGUAUCACUUAGGCAUUACUGUCAAUACAGCAGCUGGUGUGUUUGAGGUGCCUAAGCAAAAGCUCGCAAAAUUGUGGUGGCUGGCGAUCGGGUUGCGGAUCACGGCAAAGAAAAAUCAGCGUCUGGUGCAGAAGUGCGAGCUGGCUAAGUUUUGUAGUUUUGCACAGAGCAUCAAAUUGGCCCUUACUCCAGCUCUCUUAUUUCUCCGCAAUUGUUACGAUGAUGUGAAGCAACCGGUCUGGCAGUGCGGGUGCAGUCGUCUUGUGGGUGCUUUGCUUAGCACUCGGUCGGUCAGUGUGGCGCUGCAAUUGCGGGGUCGUGUGCCCCCGAGGUCUUUCGAGGCGUUUGGCUUCAGGAGUUUCGGUGUGCGCGCCUGUCUGGCAGCUCUCACGUCUUUGGCCCUCUUGCGGCUCGGCACGAAGCGCCGUGGUGGUUCAGUAUUUCAACCGUUAGAGGGGACAGAGCGUCCUUCACGUCCGGGUGCGCGAGUACUACCGUAUUUGGAUGAUUUCCUAAUCAUGUUUACUUCCCAGGAGCAAGCACGUUUUUGUGCACGCUGGGUGCGUGAGAUGAUCGAGUUUUUGGGUUUGUCAUGUCAUCCCACCAAGUGCCAGUGGGAGCCGUCGCAGUCAGUGUAUCACUUAGGCAUUACUGUCAAUACAGCAGCUGGUGUGUUUGAGGUGCCUAAGCAAAAGCUCGCAAAAUUGUGGUGGCUGGCGAUCGGGUUGCGGAUCACGGCAAAGAAAAAUCAGCGUCUGGUGCAGAAGUGCGAGCUGGCUAAGUUUUGUAGUUUUGCACAGAGCAUCAAAUUGGCCCUUACUCCAGCUCUCUUAUUUCUCCGCAAUUGUUACGAUGAUGUGAAGCAACCGGUCUGGCAGUGCGGGUGCAGUCGUCUUGUGGGUGCUUUGCUUAGCACUCGGUCGGUCAGUGUGGCGCUGCAAUUGCGGGGUCGUGUGCCCCCGAGGUCUUUCGAGGCGUUUGGCUUCAGGAGUUUCGGUGUGCGCGCCUGUCUGGCAGCUCUCACGUCUUUGGCCCUCUUGCGGCUCGGCACGAAGCGCCGUGGUGGUUCAGUAUUUCAACCGUUAGAGGGGGUAUCUUCUCCUUUGGCAUUUGUCUCUGACGCAACAACUUAUGCGAGCUUGCGUUAA